Moesziomyces antarcticus is the source of this 11091-nucleotide messenger RNA. RefSeq names its product ubiquitin-protein ligase. Gene Ontology annotation, cellular component: nucleus. NCBI's taxonomy places the organism in Eukaryota, Fungi, Basidiomycota, Ustilaginomycetes, Ustilaginales, Ustilaginaceae. Gene Ontology annotation, biological process: error-prone translesion synthesis; error-free translesion synthesis. Bases 1 to 11091 code for a protein of 3696 amino acids. The record is from RefSeq and is a predicted model, not a curated record. The transcript is spliced from 2 exons. Gene Ontology annotation, molecular function: protein binding; DNA-directed DNA polymerase activity; deoxycytidyl transferase activity.
AUGAAGAUCACAAGGACGCCCAAGCGUCUCGCUGUUGCUGCACCCGAGGUGCUUGCUCUGCAGGACCGCAUCAACAAAGCCACAGACGACGAGCUGCCAAGCGUCCUCGACAGCAUCUCCGAGUGGUGCUGGCCAAGAGGCGAUCUCUUCUACUGGACCGCCGUCCUCAACCGCUUCGACCUCAUCCUCGAAUCCGUCUGCCGCGACUAUGAACUCGCAAAGAUCCAGGUCAACGACUUUACGCCCCUCACAAAGCGCCUCGUGCUCAGCAUCCUCCGCUUCUCCCGACUCCUCAUCGAGAACUGCACAAAUCGCAAGCUCUACAACUCCUUCGAGCAUGUCAACGACCUCCUCUGCACACGCCAUCUCGACGUCCUCGAGGCCGCCCUUCGUCUCGUCCUUCGCGGCGCUCAGCAGCACAACAGCCACCAUCCCCGCGCCGAGUUCCCCAUCUCCCGCGACCGUCUCACCACCCUCGCCAUGAUCUGGACCCCCCGCGACCACGGCCUCUCGCUCGUCGACAUUGCUCAGCCACACCUUCCGCUGCCGCCAGAGCUCGCACACGUCCGCUUCCAGUUCUUCAAGCGAAGCGGUCUCGCCACAAACUCGGCAGCUUCUUCGUCUUCGCAGACCAUGACGGCCACCACCACUACCACCGCCGUCGCAUCGCCUCACCCGCACCAUGGCCACCACCACCACCACCACCACGACCAGACCACCGCGACUCCGACGCGUCCGCGCCACAGGGACAACCGCCCCGCCAUGCUACCUGCGCUCUCGGCCGGUGCCCUCCCCACCACUCCAACUCGAUCCGACGACCGCAACGACGCACCCAAUGCCCUCGGCUCCAACUCGGCCCCUCAAAGCCGUCGAGAGGGCCUCGUCAACGUCGAUCUCGGUAGUCUCUCUCGCAGCAGUGUCGGUGGCGCCAACGAUCCCGUCCACCUGCUCGCCCAGGCGGUCGAGUCCUACGAAAUCCCCGCCGAGGAGCGCUUCGAGCUCUUCCAGCGCAUCCGCCUCGCCCUCGGCUUCUCGGAUCCAAACGAGCGCAUCCAGCUCCUCAUCUGUCGACUCCUUGCCAUCGCCUGCUACGGCCUCAUCAUCUCCGAGUCCGUCGCCAACACCCAGCUCUUCCUCUACGAGCCCGACCUCGUGCAGCGCGUAGCCGCCCUCGUCGACCCCGUACAGAAGCUCGAUAUGGCUUGCCAGAGCAGCGCCUUCUACGCCCUCGACAGCCUCGGUCGCUAUCGCAACAAGGUCAGCGUUGUCCUCAACUCGGUCAACGCUUCCGUCAACCACGGCAUCAUCCUCAGCGCACUUCGCAGCCUCAUCAAGGACCUGCGCACGCCCGAGCCCGUCUCCAGCGACCACUACGUCGACUCGGUGCUCAGCUUCGUCGCCUUCAUCGCUUCCACCUCGGUCGGAAGCCACAUGAUCGUCGGCGCAGGCCUCAUCCCUCUCCUCAUCGAGAUCGCCAACAUCCCCAAUCCGCACCGCUACAUGGUGCAGCGCACCAUCACCAGAGCCUUGGGCCUCAUCGACAGCCUCGCCUACGCCGUGCCCCAGGCCUUUGACCUCUUUUGCAACGCACGCGGCCUCGACGUCGUCGUCGAGCGCAUCCAGGCCGAGGUGGAACGCGACAUCGACGACGGCCUUGCCGACCGCAUGAGCGAUGGCGUCUACGGCGAGCCGGGGCCCGACAACCUCUACGGCCGCCUUGCCUUCGGCCGUUCGGCGCUGCUCCGCGCCAUGCUCAAGUCCAUCACACAGAUGAUGGCGUCCACGGGCACGGGCGAUGGCCUUCGCAACCUCAUCAACACCUCGCUCCCCGCCUCGCUCAAGCGCAUCAUCCGGCAUCGUUCCGUCUUUGGUCCCCAGAUCUUUGCGCUCGCCAUCAACGUCAUGGCACAGUUCAUCCACAACGAGCCCACCUCGCUCACCAUCCUCCAGGAGGCCAAGCUGCCCGAAGCCUUCUUUGAUGCGAUCGAGGCCGACGUCGAGGCGCACUGGGACGUCAUCUACUCCAUCCCCAACGCCAUCGGCGCCAUCUGCCUCAACCAGGCCGGACUCGACCUCUUCAACGCAAGGCCCGUCAUCCCCAAGCUCUUCUCGCUCUUCACCUCGGAGCGCCACAGCAAGGUCUUGCAGGAUCGAGACAAUGCCAACUCUUUCGGCGCGGCCAUCGACGAACUCAUGCGCCACCAGCCCAGCGUCAAGGGCCUCGUCAUGGACUCCAUCCUGCGUUCGCUCAACGACAUCGACCAGAUGGGCCGCGCCUUUCUCCUUCCCUCGGAGCCCAAGUCGCGCGCUGCCUACGGCCUCCUCGCCGUGGGCGCUGCUGCCGCGGACGAAGCCGCCGCUGCCACAGCGGCCUCGGAGGGCAGCUCGACGCAACUUCGCUCCGUGGCCCUUGCUGAUGUCGUCACCGACGAGCCCGAUCCGAUCCGCAAGGAAGACCUCAGCAAGCUCGAGUCCAACCCGGUCAUCGCCUCCAUCGAUGUCAUCGCUCGUUUCCUCGAGGGCCUUUUCCAGACCACCUCGCACUGCAAGGACUUCAUCAAGCUGGACGGUCUCGACAAGCUGCUCGCUUUCUACUCACUGCCGUGCCUGCCGUAUGAUUUCUCGGUCUCGCCUCUCGCCGACUCGCUCGUCACCCUGGUCCGCUUGAUGGCCGAGAUCAGCCCGACGACAGUGCUGAUCGCCCUGCUUCGCGACGUCAAGGCCGCAUCCGAGGAGGUGGCCGCCCUGUUCGGCAUCUCGGACAAGUCGUUCGAGUCCAUGGCCUACGACAACGACGUCUCGCGCCUCCUCUGGAUGGCCACGCCUCGCGACGACGCCGAAGCCGAGCACGCCACUCAGGCCUUCCGCAAGCUCGUCGGCUUGUGCUCGCGUACGCACCUCUUCACCGACGUCAGCACCAUCACCUACGUCGGACACAAGCUUCCAACGACUUUCUUGCAGGCGCUCGUCACUAGCGCCAACACCGGCACCAUCAGCGUCGCCGAGCUCGGCGCGAUCCACCGUGCCUGUUCGUGGGAAAACAUGCUGCUCAAGGCUUCGCUGCCCCCGCCGCCACCGCCCGCCAAGGCUGCCUCUGCCUCGACUCAACCGAGCUCCGGCUCCUCUGCGCCCCAAGCAUCGUCGACGCAAGGCACGGCUGAACAGUCCGCCAUCACUCCUGCGACCGAGGAUCGUUCCGCAGCUUCCGCACAGCAGACGCGUCCAUCCCAGCAUGGCGUGCCGAACGAUCUCUUGCAGGACAUUGCCGGCACGGUCGAGCAGCAGGCACAGGCCGCCAACGCCGCGCAGAAGCAGGAAGACGACCCGAGGCAGCGAAACGCUGCUGCGCUUCGUUACGUCGCCUCGCAGAUCCCCUCUUCGCUCACUUCGCUCUUCGAAGAGACCGUGCGAUACCUUGCUCCGCGACGCACUGUCGACCCCACCCACAGGAAGGCGGCCUUGGCUGCCGCGAGCCAGAUCGCCCGCUUCCUCAAGCAGCACAUGGUCUGGCGAGAGUCGAGCAACGGCAUCAACAGCCUCGCCUUUGCCACGCUCAUGAUCUGCCAGACCAGCUGUCUGCUUUUCGACGAUCGCCACAGCUCGACGCUCGUCUACUCGAUGGUCCUGCGUGCCUUUGACAAGAUCGGCGGUCUGGAUGCGCUCUUCGACCUCUUUGAUCGCUACGUCGCCGAGAUCGACCGAUUCUACGUUGGCGAGGGCAACCGCAUCGAAUCCAUCGUGGCCAACAUCGACGAGGCCGGCAUCAAGCUCGGCCAUACGUGCGGAGGGCUCAAGGUCGUGCUUGGCGUCAUGCUCAAGCUUGUGCAUUGCAAGGGCAUCGUCGACUCGGCUCAGACCUUGCAGAUCAACCGCAUCGGAGGCGGCGAGAACUUUGACCCGCACGCCUACAUCGUCAAGAUCCGUGCCGAGGUGCUGUCGACGCUAAUGGCCGUGUGGGACAAGCCGUGGCUGCCCUCCCUGCCUGCGUCGGUGAACCGUCUGAUGCUGCAGAAUCUGCUGACCAUUCUCAAGGGCCAGAACGAGGUUGCGCCUCCGCCCAAGAAGCCGAGCGCCACGACUGGCUCCUCGAAUCCUGCUGCGACUCCGGAGGCUGGAUUCCCGCUGCUCAACAUGCGCAAUCCGUUCGCCUUUGGCAGCGCGCCCCGACUCGUCCCCGCACCGGUGCGACGUGCGCCCAACGAGGACCGAGUCCGCACCAUGGUCGACAUGGGCUUCCCCGCAAACGCAGCGCGCCACGCCUUGUCGCGAUGCCAGAACAAUCUCAACGCGGCGACCGAGUACCUGCUGAUGCACGAUGACCUUGUCGUGCAGUAUCGCGACAACCCAGAUCGCCCGUGGAACGACGACGCCUCGGCUCCCGCCACUGGCGCUACAGCAGAAGCCGCCACCGGCGAGAGCACUUCGGCAGCAGACGCAACCACCGCCACUCCGGCUGACGCGCCACCGCCCGCUAACACCGCCGCCGCCCGAGGUGACGAUGAGGAGUGGGAGGAUCAGAUGACCGACGCCCCGGCCGCCGAGGCAGGUGAUGCGUCGGAAGAGGUGCAGGACGUCAUGAUUCCCGACGCUCCGCCGGCGGAAUUCGGCGACUUGCCUCCUUCGACGGUGCACUUGGAUUGCGACGAGACUCUGGACCAGGGAGCGAUCGACGAGACAUUGGCCCGCCUGGACAAAGGUCGCGCCCAGCUGCGAUCCACCCUGGUCGAGAGGGGUCUCGAGCUGGCCGACCACCACCCCGCGCUGGUCUUCGAGGUCAAGAGCGCCAUUCUGCUCGAGUCCACCGACCGCACGCGGGCGACGAGCUACAUCGAGACGCUCGUCAAGAUGAUCGACGCCGAAUCGUCUGCGGCCUUCGAAGCCAAGGCCAACUUUAUCGCUCUGCGUCUGCAGCUCCUCGCACUCAUCCUGCACGACGAGCAGAUCUUCAAGCAACUCGAUCGCGAGAUGGCAGCGUCGGUGUUGAAGUCGUUGGAGGCUCUCAUCCAGCUGUACGGCUCGCGCAGCGCCACGCAAGGCAAGGCAGACGGUGCCGCAUCGGCGCCAGAACCGGCUGCCUCGGGAUCAGAGCAAGCAUCCAAGGUGCCAUCGUCUCCAAAGUGGCUGGCGUCGCUCAUCUUGUCGCUCGUUGGCAUCCUCGGAUUUUCCGAAGACAUCGUCGAGACCAAAGUGGACGACUCGUUCCUUGACGCUCCCGUCGAAGCCGACUCCUCUGUGACUGCAGAGUCGGGCAAGGGUGACAGCCAGUCAGCGCCCGAGGCAUCGACCGUGCAAGCAUCCGCGAGCACCAGCGAGAAGCCAUCGCUGCCGCCGGUCAAGGUCGGCUCUGUCCCCAUUUCGGACGCGCUCUUCCAGUUUGCGAUCCAGCUCUUCCGCGAGGCCCCAGCGCUCGAGCGCAACGAUCUGCUGGCUGCUUAUCGACUGCUGACCGUGCUGACCCGCAGUCACUCGUACGCGGCUCGUUUUGCGCGCGAAGGAGGCGUUCGUCUCAUCUUCGAGCCGUUCCGUGUCCUUGAGCCCAAGCUGGUCUCCGGAUGCCAGCCUUUCGUCGCGAUCGUGCUGCGUCACAUUGUCGAAGACUCUCAGACUUUGGCCGCGGUCAUGGCCCAGGAGAUCCACAGCUUCGUGGCGCAGUCGCGCAACAAGCUGACCGACACCUCGACGCUCGUCCGCCAGCUCGACUGCGCGGUUCUGCGCGAGCCCGACAUCUUCCUUGCAUCCGCGGUUGAAAAGGUCGAGAUGACCGAGUACUCACCCACCAAAGGCAGCGGUCACAUCAAGCUGCUUCAGCACUCUACAGCCGCGGGAGAGUCGAGCAAGGAGUCGCCUUCCGACCUCGCCGGCAACGGGCAAGCAAGCCUGGCCAGUCUGCGUCUCGGCGACGAGCCUAUGGAAGGCUCGGCAUCCAAGACAAUGGACGAAGCCUCCUUCUUCAAGACCGCCGCGCAAGCUUCUUCCGCCAGCACGCCAUCGGAGGAGCUCGACGGCUUGAUGGGCUUCUUGCUGACUGAGCUGCUCAAGUCUACGGCCAGGAAGCCUGCGACACCCGAGCCCUCUUCAGCCGCCAACGCCACUGGUGCUCUCACCGCCACCCCCACGGAGAGUAGCGCUGCGCCUGCUGGUGCCACGACGUCAGCGGACACUAGCGCAUCGGCUGCUGAAAGCGCGGAGAAGGAAAAGACCGAGGCCGAGAAGCAAGACGACAUCGCCUUCUUCUACUCGUCGUUCCUCAUGCAGUGUCUUACGGAGCUCUUAUCUUCGUACGCUUCCUGCAAGACGUCCUUCACCAACUUCAGCAAGAAGCGUCUGUUUGCAGCUGCAGCGGGCUCCCUAGCUACGCCCACUUCGACGCCGGCGCACGCUUCAAUGACGUUUGCUCCGGGCACACCCGGAGGCAAGGACGCCGGUCGUGCACGAGCGGCGAUCCUGAGCACGUUCCUGACCGAGCUGGUGCCUGCCGGCUUCCUGAGCUCGUACGAGGGCAGCGAGCUGCGCAGAAAGAUGACGCUCUCCAACUGGGCCAUGUCGGUUCUGGUGGCCCUCACUGCGGACGUGAGUGCGCACAUCGACGUCAAAGAGGUACCAGCAGAGCUCAUCACGGUGCGCAAGACGGUCUUGGAUGCGAUCGCGCGUGCCAUCAAAGAGGCUGCAUCGUCUUCGGAGCCCAUCGAGGUGCGCUACGGCCGGCUGUACGCGCUCAGCGACCUGUGCUACCGUCUGCUGAUCGCACGUCCCAACAGCACGGGCGGAAAGCAGACCGAGGAACUCACACUGCACAUGGCCAAGAUCAUGCUCGAAAAGAACUUUGUCACCGUGCUUACGAGCGCGAUCGCCGAUGUGGACCUCAACCUGCCGACGGUCAAGUCGCUGCUCGAGGCGAUCCUGCGGCCGCUCGAGCACCUCACCAAGGUCGCCAUCAAGAUGGGCAAGACCAAGGACAAGAAUGGCGGCCGAGCUGUGAUCGACGAGACGGACGACGAGACCGACUUUUCGUCCGACUACGACAUGGAGGAGGACUUUGACGACGAGGACGAGGACGAGGAAGACAUGGAGCGCGCCGAGACGCCCGACUUCUACCGCAACUCUUCGCUCGGCAUGCACACGGGCGAGAUGGAGCAGGGCUUCGAGGACGACGAGAUGUCGGACGAGAGCAUGGAAGACGACGAGGACAUGGACAUGGCGGACUACGACUCGGAGACCGGCAGCGAGCUCUCGAGCGACGAGGAGCUCGAGGGCGAGGACGGCGACGACCCUCGCGUCAUUGAGCUCACGGACUCUGACACCGACAUGGACGACUCGAGCGACGAAGACGACAUCUCGGACGACGACGGUCACGGCCACUCGCACGCGCGCGGCAUGCGCGGCGGCGAUGUCGACGACGACGACGUCAGCAUCGUCGAUGAAGAGGACGAGUGGACCGAUGAAGACGACGAGGACGAUGACGAGGAUGACGAGGACGACGACGAAGAGGCGCUCGACUUUGUCUUCGAGGAGGGCGAGGACGGCAUGCCGGCGAUACCCGAAGAGCUUGAAGACGGCGAUGAGGCCGCACUGAUGGACGGCGAAGACGACAUGAUGGACGAAGAGGAGAUGGAGAUGCUCGAUGAGGAGUCUGUCGAUGGCGACAUGGACGGCGACGAUCUGUCGCAGCUCGAGCUGGCCGAGGCGUACGACGCUCCGAUCGACGACCGUUUCGGCGCCAACUGGGGCUGGACGGCCCUUCCGGAUGCUCGCAGCGGCAUGCCGGGUGCCUCUGGCGACCGUCCUCGUACGGCUGGCAUCUUCCCGCCCAACUUCUUCCUGCCCAACGCCAUCGCCAACAUGGCCAGCGGCACCGGCGGCCAUCGCCGACGCAAUCUGCUCGACUUUGACUCGAUGAUGGCGCCGCGUCGCGCUACGACCGUUUCGUACGAAAUCCCGACGCAUCCACUGCUGAUGGACCAGUCGGAUGCCGACGCCAGCCGUCACGCAGGUCGCAACUCGAGCCGCGGCGCCGGCGGCGCACAGCUGCCGUCGGGCUACGCAGACUGGGCGCAGUCGGUGGAAGAUUUCGUGGGAGAAGGUGCGCUGCAGUUCUUGGAGCAGCUGCUGACCCGUGGCGGCGCCAAUCAGGACAUUCACAUCGAGGUCGGAAAUGGCGGCAGGGUGCGCAUCGACGGCAUCGACGUCCCUGGCCGCGGUGGCCGCGGCGGUCAUCACCACCACCAUCACAGCCACACCCAGCACGGUCAGGCCGUGCUUGGAGGCGAUGCGCACCGGGCGCCCAGCAGCCGUCAAGCGGCUCGCAUGAACGAUCCAGUGACGCUCUCACAGUCGUUCACGCCCAUGCCCACGAUCACGAGGUGGUCCGAGGAGGCGCUGAUUCUGUUGCCUUCGUCGGCUGUGUCGAGCGAGCGUACGUCGCGCAUGCGCAAUCAUCUCAUCAACGCGCUCAUGCCUGGCUUCAAGAAGAGCCGACUGGAAACUCGACGAAGGCUCGAGGAGGAUCGCAAGAAGCUCGAGGAGGCGAAGCAGACGCGCGAGAAGGCUGAGGCCGAGCUCAAGCGGCUGCGCGAAGGCAAGGCGCGCACCGAGCAGGAGCUGCAAGAAGCGCGCGAGAGGCUGCGGGAAGGCGAGCAGCGAGCACACCAGAUGCUCACCCAGGCCGGAACCGAAGCCGAAGCUGCUGCCGACGCGCCGACAGAGGCGCCCACCGUCACGGGCACGCCCGCAGAGCCCUCGCAAGAGCAAGCGGUGUCCACCUCCGCCGAAGCCGCCGUUGCCGCUUCCGACAGCAUCACCUCUGGCGCUCAGGCAGAGCCGGCUCCUGGUGGUGCAACUGCCGACGAUGUCGAGAUGUCUGAUACCUCGCCUGCAGUGACCGAGCCGUCGAGCAGUGCCGUGGCCACGGACGCAUCGACAGCACGACCUUCAGAGGCUACGCUGUCGGGCGAGUCGACUGCACCUGCCUCGGCAGCCGAGCGAUCCACGAUCAUGAUCAACGGCGAAGAGAUCGACAUCACCGACACGGGCAUUGAUCCAACGUUCCUCGAGGCGCUGCCGGACGACCUGCGCGAGGAGGUGCUCAACCAGCACUUCCGGGAGCGCCGAGCUGCGGAAGCGACGAGCAAUCUGCCGCAGCCGACGAGCAUCGCGCCCGAGUUCCUGGACGCACUGCCUCCCGAGCUGCGAGCCGAGGUGAUCCAGCAGGAGGCGAUCGAGACGUCGCGACGCCGCGUUCGCGAGCAGAUGGCAGCGCAGGCGAUCGAGGACCGAGACCGACGAGCGUCGGGCCAGGACGGUGGUCAAGAUGCAACGAGCUCGAGCGCAGCGCGUCCGGCGGGACAGGGCGGCCGAUCGGGCGACCAGGCGAACGACGCUCUGGGCUACACGUUCUCGGCCGACGACCUUGACGAGAUCCUGCGCGGUGACGGCGAGCAACUGCUGGACUCUCUGCCCAUGACACGACUUGACGGCGAGGCCGCAGGAGAUCAUCAGCGUCAACACCGCCGAUUCGACGAGGAGGAAGACAGCCAAGAGACGUCGACUGGUACGGUGCGAGAUGUGCCUGACGGUCCGAGGGCGCCGCGAAGGCCGAUCAUGCAGAUGCGAGUGCUCAACCUUUCGGGCAUGCCUGGAUCGGCGCGGGCGACGGGUGGCGCUGGCAACGAGGCUGCGCACGGCGAUGCGUCCAAGAAGGCGGGACCGCGCGAUGCGAUCCAGCUGCUGGACAAGCCGGGUGUGGCGACGCUGGUGCGGCUGCUGUUCUUCCCCCAGAUGAACGCCAAGCAGACGUCGCUGCACAAGGUGCUUGCCAAUCUUUCGGAGAACGCCAAGACGCGAUCGGAGCUGCUGAAUCUGCUGCUGAUGGUGCUGUCGGAGGGCUCGGUGGACGCGCAUGCGGUGGACCGUUCGUUUGUGUCGAUGAGCAACCGGGCGAACCGGAUGCACGCGACGCCAUCGCGACCGACGCCGAAGCGGGCCAACUCGGGGCCUGCAAGCGCGGUGCACGGGCAGGUUUGGACGCCUGGGGGCGCGGGCGGCUCGUCUGGCAAUGUGGCGCCGCUGUCCAAGACGGGAGACGAGGCGCCGUUCCUGAUCGCGUCUCGCAGCCUGGACACGCUGCUGCAUCUGACUGCGGUCAACACUCAGGCGGCGCUGUACUUUUUGCGCGACGACUCGCGACCGCCGAAGCGAAGCAAGGGCAAGGAAAAGGAGAAGGAGAAGGAGAAGGAGAAGGAGGGUGUGGAGCGUGGAUGGGCACCGCUCAACGUGCUGCUGGGGCUGUUGUCCAAGGAGACGAUCUUGGCCAACAGCCAGCUGGUGGAUUCGCUGCUGGCGCUUCUGAGCACGGUGACCAAGCCUCUGCUUGCGGUGACCAAGCCGGAGGAGGGCAAGCGUGGUACGGGUGGCGCAGGCGAGUCGACGGCAGCGGCUGAAGCGUCGAGCAGCUCUGCGCCAGCAACAAGCACGGCAGCGGCAACGUCGACGAGCAGUGGCAGCAACCAUGCCGGAGCCGCACCGGCCGAGGCUGUCGCCAAUGCGGUCAAUGCGAAAGCGGGCGAAGGCGGUUCGGAGGGCUCGCUAUCGACGAUGCCGGUGGUGCCUGCGGAGCGGCUUGCAAACAUUGUGAGGCCUCUUGCGACGGCGGUGUCGAGCAAGGGCUUCCAGAACACGCUGGCGGUGGCUUUGCACCUGUCUGCGAUCGAUGGUGCGCGCGAUGUGAUCUGCGGCGCGCUGCAGGCGCAGGCGAACGAGGCGUCGAGGUCGCUGGUUGUUGACCUGGAUGCGUUGCUGGCGACGCUGCCGGAGCACGUGGAGGAGGACGAAGCGGAGGAGGAGGGCGGCGGCAAGGACAAGGCCGAGGCGGGUGGCAGCAGCGAGACGCCCGGGGCUGGCGACGGCACGCCGAGCGGAGUGACGCGCAGCGGGAUCGUGAUCAGCGGGCCGACGGUGACGGAUCGGAUCUCGGCGAUGAGCGGCGGGCAGCGCAUCGAGAGCAAGGCGCUGGCGGCGCUGGCGAGCCCUGCGAAUGCGCAGGCGGUGCUGCUGCGAAGCCUGCGCGCGCUCGACUACAUCAUGACGGGCCGAUGA